Messenger RNA from Vollenhovia emeryi, 3106 nucleotides. It is a transcript of the gene slmb, whose product is annotated as beta-TrCP. The coding region runs from base 779 to 2356 and encodes 525 amino acids. Gene Ontology annotation, molecular function: protein dimerization activity. The transcript is spliced from 9 exons. The record is from RefSeq and is a predicted model, not a curated record. Lineage: Eukaryota; Metazoa; Arthropoda; Insecta; Hymenoptera; Formicidae.
CGAUUCGGAGCAAUGUGCUGGCAGGUGUUGUCGCUCACGUUGACGCGUACACUUUGAAGCGUCGCGUUCUAUCCAUAUCGUCGACGUUCGACCAGUUGUGGGCUCCCGCUCGCGAGCGUGUCCCCGCGUACCUCGGUAGCACGUACGUUCGCGAGUUACGUUUAGCGACCACUCGUCUCGCGUUCUCGGGUUCGUCGCUCGUGUAGUCGCCAGUUUGGCACAAACUACGCUACGGGCGUGCUCGGGAUUGCGAUUUCCCACUCUCUUCCCCCUCCCCGCCGCGUCGAGAAAAAGGGGAUAACCGUGGUGACUGUUGAUACAGUACCGAGCCGCGUUCACAGCGUUCAUCUGCGACCCACAAAGGAAGGAGGGAACCGAGCUGCCUGGCGAAGUUGGCACCGUACACGCGUGUCAGCGGACAGCCAAGUGACAUAGUUUCUACGUGCGAGUUAUUGUGCCUUGAUAUAGAAAUGUUGCCCCGCCGACUUUCCGCGAUGCACGGUGUGGGCUCGUAACGAGCACCGUCAUCGCCUGUCGUCGUCGUUCGCGCUGAACGCGUCCACGUCCCGGUGUGUUCUCUCUCUCUCUUUCUCUCUCUCUCUCUCUCUCUCUCCCUCUCUCGUCUCCGUCUCCGUCUCGCUCACUCGCUCGCUGGCACAUCCCGUCAGCCCAGCCAUUUUCGCGCGGUGCGAUCGCCUCCGUGGCAGAAUCCCGUCUCGCCUACCACGACGCGCGUGGUGCUUCAGGCCGCGGGUAACGGAGUUACCGCACGAGUAGGAUGAUCAACAUGGAAACGGACAAGAUUAUCGACGACGCGAACGCGAGUCUGCAGUACCCAAUGACGAUACUUUACGAUCCCAGUUGUAAAAAAGAACCGUCUACGGGAGCAUCAACGCAAUACGGACAGGAAAAAGAAAUUUGUAUGAAACUGUUUGAGAAAUGGAGCGAGUCAGAGCAAGUGCAGUUUGUCGAACAGCUGUUAGCACGAAUGUGUCAUUAUCAGCACGGACACAUCAACGCGUAUCUCAAACCGAUGUUGCAGAGAGAUUUUAUUUCGCUUCUGCCAAAAAAAGGACUGGACCAUGUGGCGGAAAGUAUUCUUUCGUACCUUGACGCAAAGUCGCUUGUUUCGGCAGAGCUAGUGUGCAAGGAGUGGCAUAGGGUUAUCAGUGAAGGAAUGCUUUGGAAGAAGUUAAUUGAACGGAAGGUCCGAACAGAUUCGGUUUGGAGAGGUCUGGCUGAAAGAAGAGGAUGGAUACAAUAUUUGUUUAAACCAAAACCAGGCGAAGCCCAUCCCAAUCACAAUUUCUACAGGUCACUUUAUCCAAAAAUUGUUAAAGAUAUCGAGAGUAUAGAGAACAAUUGGAGAAUGGGCCGAUUCAAUCUUCAGAGAAUCAACUGUCGCAGCGAAAACUCGAAAGGAGUUUAUUGUCUGCAAUAUGAUGAUCAGAAGAUAGUUUCCGGGCUUCGAGACAACACAAUUAAGAUCUGGGACAGAAAUACUCUGCAGUGUAUCAAAGUAUUGACGGGCCACACGGGUUCUGUGCUUUGUUUACAAUACGAUGAUAAGGCUAUAAUAUCCGGUUCCUCGGACAGUACUGUGAGAGUUUGGGAUGCUACUACAGGCGAGAUGGUCAACACGUUAAUUCAUCAUUGUGAGGCAGUGCUGCAUCUCAGAUUUAAUAACGGCAUGAUGGUUACUUGCUCAAAGGAUCGUUCCAUAGCAGUCUGGGAUAUGACAUCGCAGACAGAAAUUGCGUUGAGAAGAGUAUUGGUUGGGCACAGAGCGGCAGUGAACGUGGUUGACUUUGAUGAGAAGUACAUUGUGUCCGCUAGUGGUGAUAGAACUAUCAAAGUAUGGAACACCUCCAAUUGCGAAUUUGUGCGAACACUGAACGGACAUAAACGCGGCAUAGCGUGUUUGCAAUAUAGGGAUCGCUUAGUAGUUAGUGGCAGUAGUGAUAAUACCAUACGAUUAUGGGAUAUUGAGUGCGGAGCUUGCUUACGUGUUUUGGAAGGGCAUGAAGAAUUAGUGAGAUGUAUUCGUUUCGAUAGUAAGCACAUCGUCAGUGGUGCUUAUGACGGAAAAAUCAAAGUUUGGGAUCUUGUAGCUGCUCUCGACCCUCGUGCCGUUGCCAGUACUUUAUGCUUGCGCACUUUAGUGGAGCACACUGGCCGUGUGUUUCGUCUUCAGUUUGAUGAGUUCCAAAUAGUAUCGUCAUCUCACGAUGAUACGAUAUUAAUUUGGGAUUUUCUUAAUUAUAAUCCGUCAAGCGGAAGUGUAUGUAGUGGACGUAUGCCGAUGGAUGGAGCGCCGAACCAAGCCGAUACUAGAUCUCCUUCCCCAUUUGAGUGACGCAUCAAUACGGAGAUUGCUUCAUUGUGAUAUAAUUACAAGUGGUUAGUGAGUGAAUCCAGUGUAUUCACGACAAUGUAUGCAAAUAAUAAAAUGUUUCAUGAUGAAUGUCCGGUGUGAACAGCAGCUAUAUACAAAAACGUCUGAGGGAAGAAUUUGAUUUUGAUUUAUUGUUUGCUGGGACAGCAAAAGAAAUUCUCCGAAAAAGAGGAAAGUAAAACGGACUAAUUUGAGUGAAACUAUAAAUUAUAAUUUAUAUAUGCGCUUGACGCAACGCGUUUAGGAACGAACAGUAUGUUUAAAGCCGCAUAAAUACAUCCCAUGGAUGUAAAUAAUUGUCGUCGUCUGCUUUGGCCAUACAUGGAAUUCUUCUACGCUUUUUGACAUGCUAGAAGUCAAGACCAUUUUCCUACGGUGAAAGAAAUAAAAAAAAAGAAAGACUUACAAUACGUAAUGUAGCAAAACAUUUUUAGGGAGGCUGGCUAUUACACUUAAUAAGACAUUAAAUGUAUUAUAGUAAAAGAAAUUAAUAAUUUUUUUAUAUAAUUAAUUUAUGAGAUAAAAAAUUGUAAAAUGUUUUUUGAUUGGAGUACUUAUCUUGUGUGAAUGUGUAAAGAAAAUUGUUACAUGGAAGAAUUAUCGUGUUUCACCGUCUUUAAAUAGCUCGUACAAAGUGCUAUACACCCGUGUUUAGAAUUGCGAAAAAAAUGAUUAUAAUACAAAUACAACAAUUUUUUGUGGACAUUCGAA